Scaptodrosophila lebanonensis is the source of this 3090-nucleotide messenger RNA. RefSeq names its product probable leucine--tRNA ligase, mitochondrial (gene LeuRS-m). Gene Ontology annotation, cellular component: mitochondrion. Gene Ontology annotation, biological process: leucyl-tRNA aminoacylation; mitochondrial translation. The record is from RefSeq and is a predicted model, not a curated record. NCBI's taxonomy places the organism in Eukaryota, Metazoa, Arthropoda, Insecta, Diptera, Drosophilidae. Gene Ontology annotation, molecular function: leucine-tRNA ligase activity; ATP binding. Bases 51 to 2654 code for a protein of 867 amino acids. The transcript has 4 exons.
UUAUUUAAUAGAUGCGCGGUCCAUUUAAUUAGUCAAUCAAAAUAAUUGAAAUGCAUGUGCUGAGGCAGACGCUCCAUUUGCGGGCGUAUCGUUUUAGCAUCAGCAGCCGGCUGCUGACGCAAAGCUGCACAGGCCAAGAGGUCACGGAGCUGACAAACGAUGUAAAACAUCGCAUAGAGGCCCAUUGGCGGGAUAGCCUGAGUGGUGGACAGUUCAGUGUAACGCAGCCGUCGAAUAAAUACUACGUGCUUUCCAUGUUUCCAUAUCCGUCGGGAAAUCUGCACAUGGGCCACGUGCGUGUUUACACCAUAAGUGAUGCAGUGGCGCGUUUCCAACGUAUGUGUGGCAAGAAUGUAUUUCAGCCCAUUGGGUGGGAUUCGUUUGGCUUGCCUGCAGAAAAUGCGGCCAAUCAACGCGGUGUAGAGCCCGCCGCCUGGACGGAACAAAAUAUUGCCCAAAUGAAAAAGCAACUGCAACGUCUGGGCUGUUCCUUCGACUGGAAGCACGAGCUGUCGACUUGUAGUCCCAAGUACUACAAGUGGACGCAGUAUUUGUUCCUUAUGCUUUACAAGCAAGGGCUGGCGUAUCAGAAUGAAGCGCUGGUAAACUGGGAUCCGGUAGAUAAGACUGUAUUGGCCGAUGAACAGGUCGAUGACAAUGGCUGUUCGUGGCGUUCCGGCGCCAAAGUGGAGAAAAAGUUGCUGAAGCAGUGGUUCAUACGAACAAGCGCCUUUGCCAAGCAGCUGCUCGACGGGCUUGAAGAUCCAACGCUGCGUGACUGGCGCGACAUUAUAAAUCUACAGCGUCACUGGAUUGGCGACUGCGAUGGUUAUGCCUUCACAUUGUUAACAUCUGCAGGAAAUUUGCUGCGAGUUUGGACAACAAAUCCGGAACAUUUAAAAGAUCCGGACGCGUUUAUUGUGCUACGUAGCAAUCACUAUCUUUCAAAGGUGCCCAAUGCAGAUGUUCUAAGUGUUGAGAAUCCUUUUUCCGGCACCGCAUUGCCUGUUGUGUUUAGUAACGAACCUUCUUUUCCUUCAAACUGUGAUGUUUACCUCGCAGCUCCCAGUUUUCGUACCCAGGACAAGGAGCUAUGGGAUAUGUUUUGUUUGUCAUUCUUGAAUAACUCGGAGACGGCUUUUAAUCCCGGAAACUGGGAGGAGAUGCGCAGGGAUGUUGUUCAGUCAGCGGCACGCCUCAAUAUUGGCGGCUACCGUGUCUCUUCGAAGCUGCAGGAUUGGCUGAUAUCGCGUCAACGCUACUGGGGCACUCCCAUACCUAUAGUGCAUUGCCCUAAGUGUGGGGCUGUUCCCGUGCCUGAGGAUCACUUGCCUGUUCAAUUGCCGCCUCGCCAAGCUGGAAAGGAUGCCCUUAAUUGCGCGUGUCCGAAGUGUGGACAUGCGCAGGCAAAGCGAGAAACAGAUACCAUGGACACUUUUGUGGAUAGCUCAUGGUAUUAUUUGCGUUUCUUGGACGCACACAAUGACGAACGCAUUUUUGACAAAAAUCUGGUUGCUGAAUGCAUGCCCGUAGAUCUCUACAUAGGUGGCAAAGAACAUGCCGUGCUGCAUUUGUAUUAUGCCCGCUUUAUAAAUCACUUUCUGCAUAGCUGUGGAUUGUCGCCCACGAGCGAACCAUUCUCUCGGUUACUGGUUCAGGGCAUGGUCAUGGGACGCUCAUAUCGUGUUAAAGGCAGCGGUCGCUAUGUGCGCGAGCACGAAGUGGAAAUUGUGAAUGCCAAGAAAAACCAGGCACUGCUUAAGGAUACCAAAGAAUCAGUGGUGAUAAGUUGGGAAAAGAUGUCGAAAUCUAAGUUAAAUGGCGUGGAACCUGACGACAUGUUCAACGAGUACGGCACAGAUACGACCCGCUUGAUCAUUCUUGGAGAUGUGGCGCCCACUUCGCAUCGCAAUUGGUCCAGUGCAACCUUCCCGGGAAUUCUCAACUGGCAAAAACGGCUGUGGUUAACGCUGCAGGACUUUCAUGCAGCGCGGUCAGAAACUUUGCAGGAAACUGUGGACAUUGGCAGUGAGGCUUUUUUGGCGGAAGAUGCGAAACUUUUCGAUGCGCGCAAUUUCUACAUUAAGGGAACGACGUUUAAUUAUCGCCAUGCACAUCAAUUGAGCGUAGCCAUAUCGAAGAUGCAGGGUCUAACCAAUUCUUUGCGGCGGACACCAAAACAUGUGCAACGCUACGGAAAGCAAUUCGAACGGGCGCUGGCUGCUCAAAUUAUAAUGCUGGCACCCAUGGCACCCCAUUUUGCUUCCGAACUUUGGUCGAAGUUUGUGGCCGUACCUGGUCGCCUGAACGCCUCUAGUAGCGAGUUGCAGUGGGAACAGGAUGUGCUGGCCCAGCGUUGGCCUGACAUAGACGCUGCUUACCAGCUAGAUCUGAGCAUAAAGGUGAACGGAUUCGAGAAUUGUGUGAUCAAAGUGUCGCGCACUCAGCUGGACAAAGUUAGCCACAGUGAUGCUCUGGACAUAGCCUUUAAUACACAAUCUGUCACCUCAUAUCUGAUAGACAAGAAGAUUCGCACUACCAAUUUUGUGCUCUAUCCCGGUAUAGAGGCCAUUCUCAAUAUAUACGUUGAGAAAGUGAAGAAGUCGCAAAAGCCAGUAAAUAGCAAUGAUGCAGACAAAUUGUUGGUAGAGUAGGGGUUUUGAAAAUCAUUAUACCUGACAAUGAACAAACAUACAUUGGUAUAUUAGGAACUCCACUUAAUUGUUAUACUUUCAGACUAUGAAUGAUUUUAAUAAUUAAUCGUUCAAAUUAGUGCUAUUGAAAUUUUAAAAAUUUUAGACUAACUCCAUAAAAAAAUGUCUGAAAAGUCAUUGGUAAAAAGGAACUUAUGGCAAUUUAUUUAUUAGUUUAAUUGUAUUUGUACUAUAAGCCUAAUGUUAAAUAAAUUUAUGUAAGCCAUAAUAUUGUGAAUUAGUUAUGACGCCCUAACAAACGUACUUGUAUGAUGAAUGACCCAACUGGAUUGGAUGCAUUUUAAAUCGGACAUUUUUCAUAUUUUUGUGCUCACGGUUUUAAUGUUGUAUAGCUAAAACAUAUCCUGGGUUAAAAGAUAAAAAGUCGUUUAAAUUA